CUUCCUCUUCGGCUCAUCCACCAUGGCCCUCGACGUCCAACGUAUCGUGGACACGCAACUGGCCAGCGCCGAGCCCGACCCGUCGCCUGAGCUCGUGCAAAGCAUCAAUGCGGGCAACACGAAGCUGCUCGACGUCGUGCGCGCACUCGGCACCUUCCUCGUGUCGGAAACGGACGCGGUGCGCGCCCGCGGCCUCGAGUACCUCUCGAACGUUGUGGCGAGCGUGGACCGCGCGCAGUUUAACCGCCCUGCGGCCGCGACGCUGCGCGCCUUCUUCCUCUCCAAGCUCGACGACGGCGGCGCGCUCCCGCACGCGCUCAAGGCGCUGGGCGUGCUUGUGAAGCUCACGAGCUUCGGCGACGACGAAGCUGAGGAAGUGUAUCGCGCCCUCGUGGAGAACGUCAACAUGCGCGCAUAUCCCCAGACCGUCCGGUACCAGGUGUACCUCCUCUUCGAUGCGUUGCUCGCGGGGCAUAAGCAUGCUUUCAAGAGCAUGGGACCGGAGUUCAUCUCGAGCUACUGCAAGAUGGUGGACGGCGAGAAGGACCCGCGUAAUCUCAUGCUUCUUUUCCAGCUCGAUGCGGUCAUCUUGCGCGACUUCAACGUCGCCCCGCAGAUUGAGGAAAUGUUCGACGUCACCUUCUGCUACUUCCCCAUCACGUUCCGGCCACCGCCGAACGACCCAUAUCGCAUCUCGGCCGACGACCUCAAGGUCGCGCUGCGCGGCGUGCUGGCGGCCACGCCGGCGUUCGCGCCCGUUGCUCUCCCCCUCUUUCUUGAGAAGUUCCAGACCUCGUCGGGGCAGACCAUGAAAGACCUUUUGCAGACAAUUGCGGCGUGCUUCCCGGUGUACGGGGCGGAGGCUGUCGGAGAGCGUGGCGAGGAGUUCUGGGACCUGAUCAAGACGGAGAUUCUUUACUCUUCAGACAAGUCGGUUGAGAUCGCGGCGCUCGGCGCGCUUGAAUCGCUUAUGCGUACCCUCUACCCCACAAUGGAUGACAAGCCGGUUGGCCUCGGACAGACUAUCGUCACCCAGUGCGUCGAAGGUCUGCAGGACCCAGGCAAGAACUCCUUCCCGGGCUGGGCAAAGUGUAUCGCUGCCAUGCUGCGCGGCUCCCCAUCUGCAGGCGCGUUUGCUAUCUCGCAGACUUUCCCUCCCUUGUUCAAGCUUUUCGACCAGCCCAAGGUUGCGGGUCACCGCGCUCCUAUCCUUCACGCCAUUUCGUCCGUCCUCCUGGCCGCUCGUUCCGUUUACGCGGUCUCAGGUGCCAUUCGCCGAGAGACCGACGAGCGCAGCCUUGAGCCGUAUCGCGAAGCACUGCUCGACGUGCUCCGCGAGGGAUUGCAGACCAUCGAUCUCAAGAUCCCAGCGAUAAAGGGCAGCGUCGCCCUUGCGGAGAUCCCCGGCUUCUGGAGUCGCCUGGAGGUCGAAAAAGUCGUGCGAGGCAUGGAUGAGCUUCUCAUCAAUGAUAAGGACGAAGAGGUCCGUUCUGCUGUUCUAAGUGGCUUGCGCACAAUUGUCGGCGUGCACGCGGAAGUGGUCCAGUCUCUGACGCUUCCCAUCCUAUUCCACGCUCUGCCAGACGCGGGACCAGCGCCUGACGACUCUGAUCUCCGUGAGACGUACCGCAGCGUCCUCCGCUCUUUGACCGAGCUGUGCACAAUGCCAGCUCUUUUCGAGACUCUCACCAUCCGCAUCACAACCAAACUGGAUCUCUUGUCGUCCUCUGAGCCCUCCUCGACCACAUUCGGACCAAGUAAGCGCGAGUGUGAUGUUGCCUACGCCUGGGACCUUUUGCACACGCUUGAGACGGUGAUCAACAAGAAGAUCGAAGAAAAGCACGCGGACAUUGCGCGGCACUACAAUCAGGUUGUGCCUCGUCUGUGCUCGCUCGCCAUUAAGGCCGCGUAUGCUGACGGGGACCAAGAGACUCUGUUCCGCGACAGGAGACUUUUGGUUGUCGUUGGAUCCAUCACGGAGACGCUGUUCUGGGAGCUGAGUCCUGAGAAGCAGAGCCCAGCAUUCCAGGCAGCUUAUGCUGCCUUCGAGGGCGGUGACCUCGGCGCUGUCAUGCUGAACCCUAAGGAGGCGCCGGUCUCGAAAGGCUCGAUUAUCGCCAGCGGUGCAGACGCCCCGCGAGUGGAGCAGCAAAACCUCGUUGCUAUCUACUCGGCUCUUGUCCGUGGCCUCAAAUCCGAGACGCCUGUGGCAUGGCCCGAACCAACGUCGGCAACCCACUUCUGGUCGCGCAAGCUUGCGUGGAUCUACACAACGGCUGUCGACGACUGGCAGCGUGGUAUGAUGGCUAGCUUGGUUGCGGCAUUCAUCAACAAGCGUCGCUCAGAGGUUGACACCUUGUGGCUUACUCAGGAGUUGUCGAACGUCUGGCGCGAGGAAGUCCUGGGUGACAAGCAUGGCAAGCGUGCAGCAGCGAUUUUGUCGUAUUUCACUGCUGUCAAGGCACUGUCGCUCCUGCGCGAUGAGCUGGCGUACACGAUGAUGGAAGAUCCGCUCGCCGCACUCGCGCUUACUGAUGAGUCAGAGGUCGUGGGCCUCGUAGCGCCCGCGUUUGGUAUUCUCGCCGAAGGAAAGAAGGGCCGCGGCGCGCAUUUGACGGCCAAGCUGCUGUGGGCUCAACGGCUGUGGAACUUCCUACUCCCCAAGCUUGUGGCUGGCGAGCAGGGCGCGGAAGCUAAUACGCGCCGCUCGUACCUCACCGCUUUCGCGUCCCUCCUACCUCUGGUGCCGUCGUCGCUACUCCUAACGGAUCUCCCGACGAUCCUUCCUCUUCUCCUCCGUGCCCUCUCGCUGCCAAGUCCAGCGCAGCGCACAAAUGUGAUCACUACGCUUGGCUCCAUUCUCGAAACGGCAAACUCCUCCACCGCCACAGAUCAGCUUUUGCAUGCGCAGGCGGAGUCGAUUCUAGAGGGUGUGCUACAUUCCAUUGCUCGCCGGGAGGGCGAGGAAUCGUCAGGGAAACUUCGCAUCUCUGCGCUGACAACCCUCGGCGUAUUCCCAAGUUCAAUCAGGUACGAGACGCUGCACGGCUCCAAGUCUCGAGUGAUCAAGGACCUCGCAGUUGCGUUGGACGACCCGCUUCGUGCGGUUCGUCGAGAGGCUGUGGACACACGAGACAAGUGGUAUCAGUAUGGCAAGUAGACGGCGCAGACGGGCAAGGAGAUCUGUUGCGGGAGCCAGAAGUGGUCUGUCCUCUACAGAGUCCGGCUUGUUCAGAACGCCUUAGAUGAGAUUGCGUGCGGGAUUGGUUGAGACUGUGGAGAUAGCGG
Messenger RNA from Cutaneotrichosporon oleaginosum, 3288 nucleotides. RefSeq lists its product as uncharacterized. Gene Ontology annotation, biological process: iron-sulfur cluster assembly. NCBI's taxonomy places the organism in Eukaryota, Fungi, Basidiomycota, Tremellomycetes, Trichosporonales, Trichosporonaceae. Gene Ontology annotation, cellular component: cytosolic [4Fe-4S] assembly targeting complex. The record is from RefSeq and is a predicted model, not a curated record.